AUGUCGUCCGAAUCGCGAUUGUAUACCUUCUCUGGAGAAUCCAAGGACCAUCUCCGAAAGUUUCGCCUUACUACCUCUCGAGCUAAGGGCCCUCAAGCUGUUAUUUACAUGAUCGAUAAGAACACCUACGAGAUCCGACAAGACGAAGACAAGACCGUUUACACCUCUCUCGACGAGGUAGCCGAAGACCUUCCCGACCAUGCUCCUCGCUUCAUCCUCCUCAGCUACCCCCUGACUAUGGGUGACGGACGGUUAUCUGUACCAUAUGUGCUUAUCUUCUACCUCCCCGUUACAUGUAACGCUGAGAUCCGAAUGCUCUACGCCGGUUCCAAAGAGUUGAUGCGCAACACCGCUGAAGUCGGACGAAUCAUUGAUAUCGAGUCAGCGGAUGAUUUGGAGGAGAUCCCUGACAAGCUCAAGUCGGAAUAA
Messenger RNA from Fusarium sp. VM40, 429 nucleotides. NCBI's taxonomy places the organism in Eukaryota, Fungi, Ascomycota, Sordariomycetes, Hypocreales, Nectriaceae. The record is from the annotation of a GenBank genome assembly.